Paramisgurnus dabryanus is the source of this 4076-nucleotide messenger RNA. It is a transcript of the gene pbx3a, whose product is annotated as pre-B-cell leukemia homeobox 3a. The record is from RefSeq and is a predicted model, not a curated record. Gene Ontology annotation, biological process: regulation of DNA-templated transcription. Gene Ontology annotation, molecular function: DNA-binding transcription factor activity, RNA polymerase II-specific; DNA binding. Gene Ontology annotation, cellular component: nucleus. Lineage: Eukaryota; Metazoa; Chordata; Actinopteri; Cypriniformes; Cobitidae.
CGUACAUCAUCACCAGCGCGAGCUGUGCACGAGAACCACAGGAAUCCACACACAACCAUCACUUCUGCUAUAGAUCACUCAGUUGAACAGGAUUUAACCACCUGCUUGUAUUAUCCUAAAGCAUCAACAGAAAAAAACACUGUAAAGACAAACCUUCACUAGAGUCAACAUCCAUCACAUCUUCUCUUGAUGGACCUGAUGCUGUGAGAUGGAGGCUUUCUGAAGUUCUGCUAUCACAGGAUCUUAAGGAAUAACGCGCGUCAAUAUGAACUCCAGAUUGAAAAACAAUUAAAAGUGAAGGAGAAGUGGACGAGAAGACGAUUCCUGAAAGUGAGGGAACCCUCAAAGAUUUAUUUUAUUCAUUUUUGCCUCACUCCGUACGCUGGACGCAUCCAUCAUCUGUAUUCAUGUAGGUGAUUUGUUCUUGGACAGCGUCGAGUGGAUUUAAAGCAUGGACGAUCAAAGGCAUUUAAUGCAGAGUCUGGGCGGUGUGACCCUCACUGGACACCCAAGCACUGAUGGAGGAGGCACAAGAAACAAACACGAGAUUGGAGAUAUUUUACAUCAGAUCAUGACCAUCACCGACCAGAGCCUGGAUGAGGCUCAAGCAAAAAAGCAUGGAUUGAACUGUCACAGAAUGAAGCCGGCUCUGUUCAGUGUGCUCUGUGAGAUUAAAGAGAAAACAGGUCUCAGUGUUCGCAGCGGUCAGGACGAGGAUCCUCCCGACGCUCAGCUCAUGCGUCUGGAUAACAUGCUGCUGGCGGAGGGCGUGUCUGGACCGGAGAAAGGGAGCGGGGCGGCAGCGGUCACCGCGGCAACAGCAGCAUUGGGGGUCGGAGCAGAUAACUCCAUCGAACACUCGGACUACAGAGCCAAACUCACCCAGAUCAGACAGAUCUACCACACAGAACUGGAGAAAUAUGAGCAGGCAUGCAAUGAAUUUACCUCCCAUGUGAUGAACCUGUUGAGAGAGCAGUCUCGUACCCGUCCCGUCUCGCCCAAAGAGAUCGAGCGCAUGGUGAACAUCAUCCAUCGCAAGUUCAGCUCCAUCCAAAUGCAACUGAAGCAGAGCACCUGUGAGGCUGUCAUGAUCCUCAGAUCUCGAUUCCUCGACGCCAGGAGGAAACGGCGUAACUUUAGCAAGCAUGCGACAGAGAUUCUGAACGAGUAUUUUUAUUCUCAUCUCAGUAAUCCGUAUCCCAGUGAGGAGGCUAAAGAAGAGCUGGCUAAAAAGUGUGCCAUCACAGUUUCACAGGGGAAGGCAAAUAGCAUCACUGUGUCACAGGUGUCUAACUGGUUUGGUAAUAAACGUAUUCGCUAUAAGAAGAAUAUUGGUAAAUUUCAGGAAGAGGCGAAUCUCUACGCUGCUAAAACAGCAGUAACAGCAACCCAGGCCGUGGCUGCAGCUGUCCAGAACAGUCAAACUAACUCACCGUCAACACCCGGCUCUGGAUUUCAGAUGAAAGAUGAAGAGUUUCAGUUGGAUACAGCAGAAGAUAAAACCCCUUUGUUAAACAGCUUGUUCACUGGUUCCUCAGGUUCAUAUGGAGAUGUGUUCAUGAAUCUGACCAGUCUGAAUGGAAACUCAUACCAGUCUGCCCAGCUCACCAGUACAGGACACACACAGGGAGACUCCAUACGUCACAGUAUCAGUCAGUCAUUGGGUUACAGUGAUGGUCUGCGGGGAAAUCCACUUUACAGCCCUCAUGGAUUAAAUGGUAACGGUGGCUGGCAUGAUGCUGUGACUCCAUCUUCUGUAACAUCUCCUAUAGAAGGAACAAACAGUGUUCAUUCAGAUACAUCUAACUGAUGAUACAGAUGUAUACAGACUCAACAUCACAGCUUUUACAGUUCUUCAUUAACCUUGACCUGAUGAACAACAUCAUACCAAACUGAACCCACAGUGACAUCAUCCGACUCAUCAUCAUAGAGAUGAACUCAUGCCUGACAUGUAAGAUAUUUGGAUGAUCUUGGUUUUUAAUAUAUCUUCUUAUUAGACUGAAAGUUUGGGGAUUUUUUUUACAUUUGUAUUCAUUUGACUUGAAAGAUUAAUGUUAUUCUUAAUAAAUGUUAUCUUAAUAAAUUGACACACGUGACAUUCAGUCAUACAUAUUUAUGAUCUAGAAACAAAACAAAUCUUCCGUUUCAGUUCUACAGUAAACACACAUGUGUGUCUGAAUCUCUCACAGGGUUAUUGAUAAGAGUUAAACUGUACUACUGUAUAAACCUGCAUUGUGGGUUUAAAAGAGUUAAAUAUUCAUCUGGAGAUGAAUGUGACCCUAGACCAUUUUUUUUUUAAAUUUAUACAUCAUCUGAAAGCUAAAUAAAUAAGCUUUUCUAUUGAUGUAUGGUUUGUUAGGAUAUGACAAGGAUAUUUGGCCAAAACCAUAUAAAUCAUAUAAAUGUUGUUAUUAUUAUAUAAAUAUUGAUAAAAUUGCCUUUAAUAUUUGCCAAAUGAAGUCCUUAGCAACACAUGUUACUAAUGAUAAAUACAUGUUUUUAUAUAUUUAUGGUAGGAAAUUCACAAAAUAUCUUUAUGGAACAUGAUCUUUACUUAAUAUCCUAAUGAUUUUUGGCAUAAAAAUCAAUAAUUUUGACCCAUACAAUGUAUUGUUGGCUAUUGCUACAAAUGUACCUGUCUGACUUAUGGUCCAGGGUCACAAAUGUCAGUGAUUUACUUAAUUACCAGCAAUUUGAAUUAACACUUGGAAAUAUAAAACUUUAUUUAAUGCAAUUGCAAAUUCAUCCCGACCAAUGAAAACUCUGUUAUUAUAUUGAAAUUGAUUCUGCUUUGAAGUUAACUCUUUCCCCGCCAGGGUUUUUGAAAAAAGUGGCCAGCCAGCACCAACAUUUUCCAUCAUUUUCACAAAAGUUUAAUGCCAUCCAGAAAAUUUCAUCCUACCUUCAUUAGUUCUCUUUUUAUAACCUCUCAAAUAUGGGUAGGUUUUUUCAAAAACAAAAUUUGAGAUAAUAAAAUUUUUGUGAAGGACUUUUGAUAGAGAUCAGAUUCAGAGCGAUCCUUAAAACUUACACAGACAUACAGCUGUUUGCCCUAGGGCCAUACUUCCAGGUUUAUAAGCUGCGGAAGAUAAAAGCGGUAUUUCGGAAAGCCAGAAAAACUCGUCAUUGGCAGGGAAGCGUUGUCUCUUAAUUGACAAGUUAAGCAUGUAAGAGUUAAGCAUGUUUCCUUUAAUUAUUAAAUUAUUUAAUAAAAUCAUCUAACAGAUAUCAUCAAAAGGGAUAAAUUAUUAUUUGAAACAAGCAAUUAAACACAAUCACUUGAUCAUCAAGCACACAUGCUUUAUAUCUACAAUGACAUGUAUUCAUUUCUGAAUGUUAUUCUUUUUGAAAUCUUAGAUUCUCUGUAUGAGAUGCUGUUUGAUUCUCUAAACUUUGACAAACUUUUUUACUUCAUCAGUUCAUUCAGGUUGUUCAUAAGUUGCAGUAUGAUGUUAUUAGAGGUUGUGAUAAAUAAAAAACAACUUUUGUUAUGUUUUAACAUUGGUAUGUUUUAAAGGGGACAUAUCAUGAAAAUCUGACUUUCUUCAUGUUUAAGUGCUAUAAUUGGGUCCUUUGUGCUUCUAUCAACUUAGAAAAAAUGAUAAAGAUCAACCCAGGAACUUAGUUUUGGUAAACCAUUCUCUGCAAACAUGUGAAUAAAUAGCUCAUUGAAAUUUGGCUCCCCUGUGAUGUCAGAAGGGGAUCAUAUUAUAAUAAUACCGCCCCUUAAUCUGCACUAUCCAACCACGGCAAUACCAUUUAGUACAGAGAUCAAUUCAUUUACAUUUUAAAGGACACACCCAAAAACAGCUAAUUUUUGCUCAUGCCUUCAAAGUGUCAAUUUUAACAUGCUAUAAUAAAUUAUCUGUGGUGUAUUUUGAGCAAGAACUUCACAUACGCAGUCUGGGGACACCAAAGGCUUAUUUUACAUCUUAAAAAAGUCUUCUUAUCUGUUGUGAAAUGUCCUCUUUAAGGACCCAAAACCGCUUUCUGUGUAAAAUAAUUCAUGUAAUCUUAGUUUUGAUAAAUGAAAUACUUUGUAUCUGGCAGACGUUUCAAUAAACAUUUCAAUUUGA